AGCCGGCGGGCUGGACGGCAGCGGGAGCCGAGCCGGGACUGUCGCGCGGGCCGCGCCGGCGAUGCCGCGCCCCCGGGCCGGGCUGUAGCGGGGCCGGGACGGAGUGCGCGCCGGGCAAGCCGGACAUGGAGGUGGUGGACGAGACGGAGGCGCUGCAGCGCUUCUUCGAAGGCCACGACAUCAAUGGCGCCCUGGAGCCCUCCAACAUCGACACCAGCAUCCUGGAGGAGUACAUCAGCAAGGAGGAUGCCUCCGACCUCUGCUUCCCUGACAUCUCUGCUCCAGCCGGCGCCGCCGCCUACGCCCACGGGCAGCCAGCAAUCCCCGGCUCCAGCGGGGUCCACCACCUGAGCCCCCCUGGCGGCGGACCCUCCCCGGGGCGCCAUGGCCCCCACCCGCCCCCGAGCUACAGCGCCCCGCUCAACUGCAACAACAACAAUGGCAUGGGUGCCGCUCCCAAGCCCUUCCUGGGGGGCUCUGGGCCCCCCAUCAAGGCAGAGCCCAAGGCUCCCUAUGCCCCAGGCACACUGCCUGACUCCCCCCCAGACUCGGGCUCCGAGGCCUAUUCCCCGCAGCAGGUGAACGACCCCCACCUCCUGCGCACCCUAACCCCUGAGACCCUGUGCCAUGCGGGGGGGCCCUCCCGCCUGGAGCACCUGCCCCCACCGCCAGCCCACCUGCCAGGCCCCCCGCCGCCCCCGCCGCCCCCGCCUCACUACCCCGUCCUGCAGCGGGACCUGUACAUGAAGGCGGAGCCCCCGAUGCCCCCCUACGCGGCCAUGGGGCAGGGGCUGGUGCCCGCUGAGCUGCACCAUGCCCAGCAGUCCCAGAUGCUGCACCAGCUGCUGCAGCAGCAUGGAGCCGAGCUCCCCACGCACCCCUCGAAGAAGAGGAAGCACUCGGAAUCACCCCCCAACACCCUCAACGCCCAGAUGCUGAACGGGAUGAUCAAACAGGAGCCCGGGACUGGGACAGCCCUGCCGCCACACCCCCCUCGAGCCCCGUCCCCGCCCUGGCCUCCCCAGGGCCCGCUCUCGCCCGGCCCCGGCUCCUUGCCCCUCAGCAUCGCCCGGGUGCAGACGCCGCCCUGGCACCCACCGGGUGCGCCGUCGCCAGGUCUCCUGCAGGACAGUGACAGCCUCAGUGGCUCCUACCUGGACCCCAACUACCAGUCCAUCAAGUGGCAGCCACAUCAGCAGAACAAGUGGGCAACACUGUACGACGCGAACUACAAGGAGCUGCCCAUGCUCACCUACCGCGUGGACGCCGACAAGGGCUUCAACUUCUCGGUGGGAGACGACGCCUUCGUGUGUCAGAAGAAGAACCACUUCCAGGUGACGGUGUACAUCGGCAUGCUGGGCGAGCCCAAGUACGUCAAGACGCCCGAAGGCCUCAAGCCCCUCGACUGCUUCUACCUGAAGCUGCACGGAGUGAAGCUGGAGGCCCUGAACCAGUGCAUCAACAUCGAGCAGUCUCAGUCGGACCGCAGCAAGCGGCCCUUCAACCCUGUCACGGUCAGUCUGCCCCCUGAGCAGGUCACGAAGGUGACCGUGGGGCGGCUGCACUUCAGCGAGACCACUGCCAACAACAUGCGCAAGAAGGGCAAGCCCAACCCUGACCAGAGGUACUUCAUGCUGGUGGUGGCCCUCCAGGCCCACGCACAAAAUCAGAACUACACGCUGGCUGCCCAGAUCUCAGAGCGCAUCAUCGUGCGGGCCUCCAACCCAGGCCAGUUUGAGAGCGACAGCGACGUGCUGUGGCAGCGGGCGCAGGUGCCCGACACCGUCUUCCACCACGGCCGCGUGGGCAUCAACACGGACCGGCCUGACGAGGCGCUGGUCGUGCACGGCAACGUCAAGGUCAUGGGCUCGCUCAUGCACCCGUCGGACCUUCGGGCCAAGGAGCACGUGCAAGAGGUGGACACCACGGAGCAGCUGAAGAGGAUCUCGCGCAUGCGGCUGGUGCACUACAGAUACAAGCCGGAGUUUGCGGCCACCGCCGGCAUCGAGGCCUCGGCACCGGAGACAGGUGUCAUCGCCCAGGAGGUGAAGGAGAUCCUGCCCGAGGCUGUGAAGGACACUGGAGACGUGGUCUUUGCCAACGGGAACACCAUAGAGAACUUUCUGGUGGUGAACAAGGAGCGCAUCUUCAUGGAGAACGUGGGUGCCGUGAAGGAGCUGUGCAAGCUCACUGACAACCUGGAGACGCGCAUCGACGAGCUGGAGCGCUGGAGCCACAAGCUGGCCAAGCUGCGGCGGCUGGACAGCUUCAAGUCCACCGGCAGCUCGGGCGCCUUCAGCCACACAGGGAGCCAGUUCAGCCGGGUGGGCAGCGUCCCCCACAAGAAGAGGCCCCCCAAGGUGGCCAGCAAGCCAUCGUCCGUGGUCCCAGACCAGGCCUGCAUCAGCCAGCGCUUCCUGCAGGGAACCAUCAUUGCCCUGGUGGUGGUCAUGGCCUUCAGCGUGGUGUCCAUGUCCACCCUGUACGUGCUGAGCCUGCGCACCGAGGAGGACCUGGUGGAGACGGACGGCUCUUUUGCCGUGUCCACUUCCUGUCUCCUGGCCCUGCUCCGGCCCCAGCACCCUGGGGUGGGUGAGGCCAUGCACCCGUGGUCCAGCCAGAACUUUGGGACCACUCAGCUCCGACAGUCCCCUGUGACCACUGGGCUGCCAGGCACACGGCCCUCUUUGCUGCUGGUCCCCGCCGGCCUGACCAGCUCAGCCCCCCGACCGGCCCUCCGCGCCUUGGACCUGUGCUCCAGCCGCCCCUGCCCCGCCGUCUGCUGCCCCUCACCCACUCCGAGCCCUUCCACGGACUCUAGUCUUCGCUCCAGCGUCAGCCCCAGCCGUGGUCCCAGCCCCGGUCCCAGCCCCUCCACGAACCGCUCAGACCCUAGCCAGAUGGCCCUGCUGCCAGUCACCAACAUCAGAGCCAAGUCCUGGGGCCUGUCGGCCAAUGGCAUUGGCCACUUCAAGCAUCCAAAGGGCUUGGAGCCCGUGGCCAGUCCUGCAGUCCCCUUCCCUAGGGUGCAGGGCAAAACCAAGAACAGCCCCAGCCUCCGAAUCCAUGGCCGGGCCCGCCGAGGGGCCCCCCAGCCUGGCCUGGGCCCCACUCAGACCUGGGGCCCACCAGGGCAUUCUGGGUCCUGUUGGGUCCCUUCGCUGCCUCAUGGAACUGAAAAUGUCGCAGGCCCAGCAAGUGACGCAGCCCCCUCCCUGACCUCCAUCCAGGUGCUGGAGACCUCGAUGCCCAUCACUUCCCAGUACUGCGUCCCGGGGGCCGCCUGCAGGCCUGGGAACGUCACCUACCACAUCCCCGUCAGCAGCGGCACCCCUCUGCACCUCGGUCUGACCCUGCAGAUGAACUCCUCGUUCCCCGUGUCCGUGGUGCUGUGCAGCCUGACGUCGGAGGAGCCGUGUGAGGAAGGGGGCCUUCCACGGAGCCUCCACACCCACCAGGACACCCAGGGCACUUCCCACCAGUGGCCAGUAAGCAUCCUGUCCUUCCGUGAAUUCACCUACCACUUCCAGGUGGCGUUACUGGGUCAGGCAAACUGCAGCGCGGAGGCCCCGGUCCGGCCGGCCACAGACUACUACUUCCGCUUCUACCGCCUGUGUGACUGAGCGGCCCUCCCCGGGGCAGCACCGCACCGGGGCCCGGCCCGGCGCCCUUCCUACACUGGACGCAGUGGUGUACACUGGAGCCUGCCCGCUCUCCCCCGCGCACUGGCACUCCCCCAGGGGCUGAGCUGGGCCCAGCCCUCCCCGCCGGGUGAAGCCGAGGUCCUCACACUGGAGCAGCUGUUCCUGCUGGUCACUCCUCCCACACCCCGAAGGGAACCGGGGACCUCCAGGGGCCAGUUCACAUCUGUCCAGCUACGGAGGCCGGAGGGCUGGCUUCGGAUGCCCUGGAGGCAAGGGGAAGCCUGGGACUCUCUCCAGAGCCCACCCUCCCUGCCUCCCCUUUUAAGACUGAGAGCUACCUUUUGGCCCUCAGAGAGGACCUGCCUGCCUUUGGGAUGGACCAGCGGGGGCGUGGAGGGAGCCCCGAGACUUGGCUGGAACCAUGCAUCAGUGGAGGGCAGACGGCCCUCAGCCUCGAAGCUGCUCCCCGAGGGGCGGCGAGGUGGUGGACUUUUAGGGUUUGACUGUUACACUGGACUUGCACUUCAAAGCUUUAAGUGUGGCCCAGGAGGUCUUCUCUCCCUGGGAGAGCUUGGCUCCAAAAGCUCCCAGGGCAACCGAAGCCGUCCCCGGAUGGGUGGGAGGGACUGACCACGUGCCUUAUGUACGCUUAGUGCCUGGCUGAACCAGUGGGGCCAGUGGGCCAGGUACGCCUGGGGCCCUUGAACGUGGAGUAUCCUGGAAGGGGAGUUCCCUAUGAGCUUCCCGGUGGUGCAGCUCCAGGGCCUGGGCCCCGGGGAGCUGCUAGAGCUCACAGCGGUGCCAGUGACCCAUCACUUUGAGCAGAGGAGCAGGAAUCCUUGCAAGGCAGCAGGCCAUCUUGGCUGAUGGGUGGAUGCAGAUAGCUUUUGCUGUUAUUAAUGAAUAACUAAAAUGCACUUAAACCAAGACAAGAGUGGAAGGGUGGCGGCAGAAAACCCAGGGCGGGCUGGAGCCCUGGGAUGACGCUUGCAAAGACGGGGCCCCGGUUCUGAUCUGUCCCAGGGGGCCCCGAGACACCCAUCCCACUCCCGACCACGAAGACUCUGGCCUCUCCCUCCAUUCCUGUCUGCCGGAGGCCCCACCUCUGCUCACCCCUCCCUGCAGUGGAGUGGGCUUGGGUUAGGGCAGAAGCCUUAUCUCAAGUGCCAACGUUAGCUUGUCCUUAGUGGGUGCCUGCAGCCUUCUGAGAACACCUCGGGCUCGUGGAAGGAGUGUGGCCGUCACUGGGCCCUGUCCGCCAUGGGCUCAGACGUGGGGGCAGGACUUCCCACGUGUCCUUGCUCUGCGGUGGUCUGCCACCUCUGUGGGGACCAGGCCUCGCCCUUCUCAUGUCCCGUUCUCAGCUCUGAGUGGGAGGUCUUUCCGUAGGGGGUGCUGAAGCUUGAGAAAGCCUAGAAACUGCGGGGCCUUCUGCUGUGGAUCUCAAAGCACUUAUCCUCAGGAUGGGGAGACACCAGGGGGGUGGGGGCCCUCGGGGAGACCUGGCCACUCAGCCACCCCCCCCACCCCCGGUGUGGCUCCACUCCCUCGCUCUGACUCGGGGAUGACAUGGCUCCCGUACCACGCAGGGGCCCAGCCUCUUAGGACUACUCUGCUCUCUCUCCUCCCACAGUGUGGCGGCGUGGGGGGAACCUCCCUAAAUGCCUUAAAACUGCUGAGCCCCCCUCCUUAUAAUAGGAUUCUGGGCCUGCCUCAGUGGGGUAUUUGCCCUUGGACUACAGCUCCUCUGCCCUUAACUGGAAAGUGACCCUCCACUGCCCCCUGGGGCCCAUCUGGACACAGCAGAGCCCCAAUCUGGUUAGCAGCUGGCUGUUUCCAUGCCUGGGGUGGGGGUCUCGGUGCAGGGGCCGGGGCCAAGCAGGGGCUCCAAGCUGCUCGAGGGGGGGUCAACCUUGGACCAAAGUUGCGUUAAGCCCAGUAAGGUAAAAGGGCCUCAGGGAAGGUGAAUGGGCCACCUGCUGGAGGCUACAGCUGCCCGGCUGGGGCUGGAAAGUGGAUGUCUCGGCUCCAUGCCGUACCCAGGGGCCAGCAGCCAUCUCUUCCUUUCUCUCUCCCUUUGGCAUUUACUCCUGUAGCCACUGGGCUCAUCUCCCCCAAGCUUCAAGCUGUACAUAGGGCCUCGCAGUACACAAGACCCCUGCCCUCACUGUACCUCCUGCACGAGCCUGCGUGUGCAUAGAGCGCCCUCCCUCCCCGCUAACUCCCGGCCCCCGUCCCUGAGCUCGGCUCCUGUUCACCGUGCACCAACUCGGACCCAGGAGCCGGCGGAGGGAAGCAGCCCUGGGCCUGUCUGCUCCCUGUCCCCCAAACUGUUCUUUUCUUCUGAAGUAAAUACACGUAUAUAAAUAAAUGUAUAAAUGCGGCUUUGUAUCUGA
Phyllostomus hastatus (greater spear-nosed bat) is the source of this 6040-nucleotide messenger RNA. It is a transcript of the gene MYRF, whose product is annotated as myelin regulatory factor. Gene Ontology annotation, biological process: protein autoprocessing; positive regulation of DNA-templated transcription; central nervous system myelin maintenance. The record is from RefSeq and is a predicted model, not a curated record. Gene Ontology annotation, molecular function: DNA-binding transcription factor activity; sequence-specific DNA binding. Gene Ontology annotation, cellular component: nucleus; endoplasmic reticulum membrane. Bases 126 to 3623 code for a protein of 1165 amino acids. The transcript is spliced from 28 exons. NCBI's taxonomy places the organism in Eukaryota, Metazoa, Chordata, Mammalia, Chiroptera, Phyllostomidae.